AUGUCGCACCUCGAGACAUGCAUGCAGCCCAGCACCCAGCCGGUUGUUCACACGCGCAAGCUGUGCUCGUGCAACGCGGUGCUGGCGCCGGGUAAAACGGAUGCCGUAACCACGGACGCACCCGUCUCGGACACGGCGCUCUUCGGGGUCAUUCUGUUGAACAGCCCAGCGAACACAGACGAGGACUUCGCCGCUUACAUCCGCUUCUUGGAGCGCCACCGUGGCCGCGUCGCGCCGGCGUCCUCGGCGAGGGAGGGCGAAGAGGAAACGGAAGCCGCCCCGGUGAGCAGAGAGCUCCACGAUCGCGGCCCCUACUUCAUUUGCGCGGACGGGGCGUACGCUGCGUUGAAGAGGUACUGCGCAGAACACUACAUCAGCAUCGCGGGCAGCGGCAGUGGCAGCAGCACCGCGGUGCAGAGCGCCUUCACAGCAUCGCGCUUGUGCGAUGCUCUCAUCGGGGACUUGGACAGCCUCUCCGCCACGCACGCCAUGCUCCUCGCUGACGCUGGUGACGCGGAAAUCGUGCUUGCGGCUGCGGCUGAUGCAGAGCCGCCUCACCGCCGUGAUGGUGGUCAGGGCAACAAUGGUGGCGACAAGCGCCUACUUUUCCAUGAUACAGUGGACUCGAUUCCGGUGGGGUUGCUGGAAAAGAUCCGGCGCAGGCGUGACGCCUCCAGGCACCUCGAGGCGUCCGCGUCGUCGACAACGCCAGUCGAGCCGUUUGUUCUGCUGCCCGUAGCGUGCCAGAUGUCGACGGACUUUACGAAGUGUGUGGCGCUGCUGCACCGUCUGUGGGCACUUGACGCUGGGAUGCCGGAUCCGCUGAACGGGGUGGACUCCCUGCACGGCUUCAAUCAGGAGGUUCCGCUUGCGGCGCAAUCGCCCGACGUCACGUCCCUUGCAUCCGAUUGCGUGGCCCGUCUCCCCGAGGCAUUGUCCACCGCCGAGAUGCAGGCAGGGGGGGAUCGGCAGGAGGCUGACCGCUGCCGACGCCUUCUCGAGUCGGUAACGCCGUCUGCACCGCUCACCACUGAGCAGCCUGCUCAACUCCUGGAGACGCGCGUCCUGCCUAACAUUGCCGUCUUUGGCGCGCUUGGCGGUCGCAUCGAUCACGAGUUCGGUGUUGUCUGUUGCCUGCUAUGUUACGCGCGAGUCUUUCAUAUCAUGGUCAUGAACAAGUACAACGUGCUCUUUGCGUGCUGGCCUGACGGGGUGACGCAGUUCAUCCUGCCGCCGUCGUGGUCGCCUUCAGCCUCGGCGCUGAGGGAGACGGCAGCGCCGUACGUGUGUGGCAUUAUUCCCUUCGGCGUCGUGCGCGAAAUGGAGACGGCCGGGCUUCUCUGGAAUGUCGUGAAGGGCCGCCCCGAGGUGUACGACGGCUACACGCAGACGAACGGUUACCGCCUUGCUUUCGACGGACUUGUCUCGGCCUGCAACACUGUGACAUCCCCGAUCGUGACGAUCGAUGUGCGGCCCCUGCGCUGCGCGCUGGGGCCGUGCUGUCCAGGCUCAGCAGCUCCCAUGAAGUGCAGCUGCGAUCCGGAUGCGCCCUCCGUAAAUCCGCCCACCCUGUUCACGCUGGGGUUGCCCGGGGUAUGCCCUGACUAUCACGCCGAUGCGCCGGCGUUCUCUUGA
Molecule: messenger RNA, 1635 nt
Organism: Leishmania mexicana MHOM/GT/2001/U1103
Lineage: Eukaryota; Euglenozoa; Kinetoplastea; Trypanosomatida; Trypanosomatidae
Exons: 1
Coding region: 1-1635 (544 amino acids)
Biological process (GO): thiamine diphosphate biosynthetic process
Molecular function (GO): ATP binding; thiamine diphosphokinase activity
Source: RefSeq, a predicted model, not a curated record